This is a messenger RNA of Nipponia nippon (crested ibis), 616 nucleotides long. Lineage: Eukaryota; Metazoa; Chordata; Aves; Pelecaniformes; Threskiornithidae. The record is from RefSeq and is a predicted model, not a curated record.
CGAGGCCGCUGCCAAUGACAUGGAUAGUACCUUGCCAGCAGUAGCAGAAGAGCUUUUGAAAGAGAUCAAAAAGGCUUUUCGGGAGACCUCACAUGUCCCUGAUGACCUGCUGCUGGGGCUGAAGUUCAUAUUUGGCCCAUCUGCUGUCCCAGCUUUGGAUUUGGUGGAUCAGCGUUCUGUCACCCGAGUCAUGUCCCCCAGUGGAAGGACUGCAUACCAGGCAAACUCUACACCUGCUACAGUUCCUGCCACUUCUGCACGUGUCCUGCUUUUGGUUUUACGGUACUGCAGAAGAGCGAGAGCCUUCUGUGCAAACAUAUACUUGCCGUCUACCUCAGUCAGGCCAUGGGAACCUGCCAGGAACUCUCUGUCUCUGAGGAGCAGCUCACAAGCAUCUUACUGGCUGAGGAAGAGGAUGAAGGAUGAAGGAUUUGGAUCACAUGUGGAUGUGCUUUCUGUGGAUGUGCUUUUCCUGGCUGUGUAGCUGGCAUUUUUUGUAUCUACAAGGCUGUCAAAUGUUCAUCGUGGCUGGUAGGUUUCUUCCUGUGCUGCAGCCAAGCACGACAUUAAUUAGCAGCCUUGCACUGAUGGAUUAAUUAAUAAAUGUUAAGAAGCC